This is a messenger RNA of Cryptomeria japonica (Japanese cedar), 677 nucleotides long. Its product is annotated as histone H2A. Gene Ontology annotation, molecular function: DNA binding; structural constituent of chromatin; protein heterodimerization activity. The record is from RefSeq and is a predicted model, not a curated record. Gene Ontology annotation, cellular component: nucleosome. Lineage: Eukaryota; Viridiplantae; Streptophyta; Pinopsida; Cupressales; Cupressaceae. The transcript has a single exon. The coding region runs from base 84 to 503 and encodes 139 amino acids.
CCUCUCAACCAAGUUCAGAUAUUGUUUGGAUUUUUUCGCGACAUUUUCUUAAGUGUUUUUAGAUCGUAAGGAAGUCUGUAAUCAUGGAGUCAGGUGCUAAGGCAGGAAAGGGCGGAAGAAAGGGAGGAGCGAAGAAGAAGAGCGUCUCUAAGUCAGUGAAGGCAGGUCUACAGUUUCCUGUAGGUAGAGUGAGCAGAUACCUCAAGAAAGGUAGAUAUGCUAAGAGAGUUGGUUCUGGUGCUCCCAUUUACAUUGCAGCUGUGAUGGAGUAUUUGGCAGCUGAGGUGCUGGAGCUAGCUGGCAACGCUGCUAGAGACAACAAGAAGAAUAGGAUCAUUCCCAGGCAUAUCCUUCUUGCUGUCAGGAAUGAUGAAGAAUUGGGGAAAUUGCUGGGCGGCGUUACCAUUGCUCAUGGCGGUGUUCUGCCUAACAUACACCAGGUGCUUUUACCUAAGAAGUCCUCCGCCUCAGAAAAGGAGCCCAAGUCUCCUAAGAAGAAAUAAACUCUAUUGACAUGCCAACAAAAACGGUGUUUUAUAACACCACCAUAAUUCUUGAAUAUGCUAUUCCUUCUUGCAAUGACAGAUUUUUUUUAUCUUACAUUCGAUGAACUUCGAAGCUCGAUAGCUGACAAUGCAGUAAUUACUAAUGGAUUAAAAUUUGGCUUGUUGUGGUUA